AAAGAGAAACGGAAGAAAGAAAAAAGGUGAUCGGAGAUUUUGAGUUUUUUCUUUAUUUCUCUCAGAUUUGGAAGAAAUGGCGGCAGAAGAGGGACAAGUGAUUGGUUGCCACGCCAACGAUGUAUGGACCGUGCAACUCGACAAAGCCAAAGAAUCCAACAAGCUGAUUGUGAUAGAUUUCACUGCUUCAUGGUGUCCACCAUGCCGCAUGAUUGCUCCUAUUUUCACCGAUUUGGCCAAAAAGUUCAUGUCAAGUGCCAUCUUCUUCAAGGUCGAUGUUGAUGAACUUCAGAGUGUUGCUAAAGAGUUUGGUGUGGAGGCAAUGCCAACCUUUGUGUUUAUUAAAGCCGGCGAGGUUGUGGAUAAGCUUGUUGGUGCGAAUAAAGAAGAUCUUCAGGCUAAAAUAGUGAAGCAUACUGGUGUUGCCACUGCUUAAAUCAGUUUGAGGCAUAAUAAGAAGGUCUAAUUUGUUUUUUCUACCCCUUCUUUUAGUGUUGCAUUUAAUGGGGAGCUGGUAGGAUUUUUUCAGGGCAAGAAGGGUCUUAGACAGGGAGAUCCCAUCUCUUCCCUAUUGUUUGUCUUGGCUAUGGAUGUCUUAUCUAAGAAGCUAGAUAAAGGUGUAAUUAAUCA
Molecule: messenger RNA, 630 nt
Organism: Arabidopsis arenosa
Lineage: Eukaryota; Viridiplantae; Streptophyta; Magnoliopsida; Brassicales; Brassicaceae
Source: the annotation of a GenBank genome assembly